Molecule: messenger RNA, 4388 nt
Organism: Sorex araneus (European shrew)
Lineage: Eukaryota; Metazoa; Chordata; Mammalia; Eulipotyphla; Soricidae
Gene: LHX1
Product: LIM homeobox 1
Exons: 5
Coding region: 1506-2726 (406 amino acids)
Biological process (GO): regulation of transcription by RNA polymerase II; neuron differentiation
Cellular component (GO): nucleus
Molecular function (GO): RNA polymerase II transcription regulatory region sequence-specific DNA binding; DNA-binding transcription factor activity, RNA polymerase II-specific
Source: RefSeq, a predicted model, not a curated record
UGCAUUAAGGCGAGGGGGCUUCCAGACCUCAGCCAACAGCCAGGAGCAGUGACCGAGCCGCCGGAGCUGGGGUGAGACACGCCGGGCCGGCGGACUGGGCCAGGAGACCAGGAACCAAGGGACGCUUGUCCAGGGAGAAACAGCAAGGAACCGCAGCCGGGGCGGCAGCCCGUGCCGACUUGUUCCAGCGCGCAGAACUGUAGCCGCUGCGCCAGGACGUGUUUUUCCUAAAGCUCUCCAAGCGACUCCUCCUCCCCCACCCCCCCCGCCCGACUCCUCCCGCUGCAAAAGAAAAAAAAAAAAGAAGAAGAAGAAGAAGAAGGAAGGAAAGAGGCUAGAAAGAUUUGCCACCACAACGGGAGGGGGAAAAAAGAGGGGGGAAAAGAAAAAGAAAAGAAAAAGUCAAGCGACUGUGGGGUUGGACGCAAGCAGCAGGAGCGGGGGCCAGCGAUGCGGGGCUGCGCGCCCGGACGGCCGGAGUUGUUGACCAGAGCCACGAUGCACGGCCAGGCGCGGUGAGGAGCCAGCGCGCAUUCCCUCCUCGAAAGAGCCCAGGCGUCGGGAGGGCAGUCCGACUGAGGACACACAAGCCGCCGGGCAGGCCACGGGGCCGAGGUGAUCGGGCCGGGGUGGCGGGCAGGAAGCGCGCGCACUUGGCUGAGUCCGCCGGGAGUUGUCUCUCUCCGUUCCCGACUGACACAAACACUUCUCCAAAGCGGGGGAGACCUAAGCUACUGGAGCAAUCUACAGGAGCUUCCUCCGGCCCUGCCCGCGCACCCUUGCGCCCCGGCCUGCCCUCGCCCCCGCCCCCAGACUCAGCGCGGGCGCCCUGUGCGCCCCUACCCACCCUCGCCGCGCGAUGCCGACAGUUUAGGAUCCAAAGCUUCUCUACUCGCUUCGUGCGCUUCCUUUCUUUAUAAUAAUAAUAAAUAAAUACGAAAGAGGAGAAAUCCCGGUGGCGGGCAGCCAGGCACGCGCUCACCCGCCCUUAGACCCCACAAAAGCAGAUGCACUUUGACUUCUGACAGCUCUACCUCAAGCCGGAGGGAACCCAGUGGCUCUUUCCCUGCAACCCGAGCUCGCCGCGGCGUCCGCGUCCUUCUCCGACUCCGUUCUUAUUUAUUUCCGUCCCUGUCCGCCACCUUUCUCGGUGACCUUCACUCCUCCGUGAGCUCCGAGCAGAAGAGUCUCAUUCUCGCCCGUCUGCGACUCAUCCCAUUGCUCCCGGAGCUGCGGCGGCGCUGCUGUGACCGGGAGCCCUGGGAUUUCCCGGGCUGCACACUCCACGGAGGGCGCCCCCAGCCCUUCCCCCACCCGCCUCGCCUCCACGGCUCCCAGCUUCUCCCCACUUUUAAUUUCCUAGUGCUGGGUUUUGGCUUGCACCACGGAGUGUGUCUCCUUUCUUGGAGGGACCAGGGAGCUUGUCCUCAGUCGGCUGCACAAGCCUUCCCGUCAGCUCUACCUGCCCUUCUCUUUCCGGGCCUAACCCGACCAAACCAAAGACCAUGGUGCACUGUGCCGGCUGCAAAAGGCCCAUCCUGGACCGCUUCCUCUUGAAUGUGCUGGACAGGGCCUGGCACGUCAAGUGCGUCCAGUGCUGUGAAUGUAAAUGCAACCUGACCGAGAAGUGCUUCUCCCGGGAAGGCAAGCUCUACUGCAAGAACGACUUUUUCCGGUGUUUCGGUACCAAAUGCGCGGGCUGUGCGCAGGGCAUCUCCCCUAGCGAUCUGGUCCGGAGAGCCCGAAGCAAAGUGUUUCACCUAAACUGCUUCACCUGCAUGAUGUGCAACAAGCAGCUCUCCACCGGCGAGGAGCUCUACAUCAUCGAUGAGAACAAGUUCGUCUGCAAAGAGGAUUACCUAAGCAACAGCAGCGUCGCCAAAGAGAACAGCCUCCACUCGGCCACCACGGGCAGUGACCCCAGUUUGUCUCCGGACUCCCAAGACCCGUCGCAGGAUGACGCCAAGGACUCGGAAAGCGCCAACGUGUCGGACAAGGAAGGGGGCAGCAACGAGAACGACGACCAGAACCUGGGCGCCAAGCGGCGGGGUCCGCGCACUACUAUCAAAGCCAAACAGCUGGAGACGCUGAAGGCCGCUUUCGCCGCAACGCCCAAGCCCACCCGCCACAUCCGCGAACAGCUGGCCCAGGAAACCGGCCUCAACAUGCGCGUCAUCCAGGUCUGGUUCCAGAACCGCCGGUCCAAGGAGCGCAGGAUGAAGCAGCUGAGCGCGCUGGGCGCACGGCGCCACGCCUUCUUCCGCAGCCCGCGCCGGAUGCGGCCGCUGGUGGACCGCCUGGAGCCGGGCGAGCUCAUCCCCAACGGGCCCUUCUCCUUCUACGGAGAUUACCAGAGCGAAUACUACGGUCCUGGGGGCAACUACGACUUCUUCCCGCAAGGACCCCCGUCCUCGCAGGCCCAGACACCAGUGGACCUGCCCUUCGUUCCGUCGUCCGGGCCAUCGGGAACCCCGCUGGGCGGCCUGGAGCACCCCCUGCCCGGCCACCACCCGUCGAGCGAAGCGCAGCGGUUCACCGACAUCCUUGCUCAUCCCCCCGGGGACUCGCCCAGCCCCGAGCCCAGCCUGCCCGGCCCGCUGCACUCCAUGUCGGCCGAGGUCUUCGGGCCGAGCCCACCCUUCUCUUCGCUGUCAGUCAACGGCGGGGCAAGCUACGGGAACCACCUGUCCCACCCGCCUGAAAUGAACGAGGCGGCCGUAUGGUAGCGGGGUCUCACCCUGUCCGCCGAGUGCGCUCUUGUACAGAAAUGAACCUUUUAUUUAAGAAAAAAAUAUAGAAAAAAAAAGAGAAAAAAAUACCCCACUUAAAAAGCAAGUCAUCCCCCCCCACCCUCCACCACCACCACCACCACCAUCACCUCCAGCCUUCCAGGACCAUUUUCCAUGGGGGGAGACCAGAUGAGAAAAGGGGGACAUGAAACAGGAUCCAAAUCUGCCUGGAGGUAGGACUGGGGUCCGCGUGUUGGCUGGCAAAGUGCAGAACUGGGGCUCGCAAAAGGAAACGCGGACUUCUCCUGGACCGCUCCCACCAGGACCCGGAUCCGCGGACACUCGCUGCGGGCGUGAGCGCCCCGUGGGCAAGGCGCCACGGACACCUACCCUGGCCGGUAGCUGGGGCAACCGGCCGCCGGUCGCGGCGGGAGCUUCGGGGAGGGAGGCGGAGUGGCUCAGCCGAGCGCGCCCCGGGUGAAGAGCCGCGGGCUCUCCCCGGCCUGCCCGCAGUGUUUUGACUCUGGGAAAUCUCAUUAAUGUGGGCUCAGAGUUCAGUCGACGCAGCAACAAACUCUCAUAGCUUCAGAAACGCCGACCUGCUGUGCAUCAGGUGGGACUAUAUAUAUAUAUUUUUUUGUUGUUGUCUAUCUGAUUUUGGUUUUGGUUUUGUUUUUGCCAAAAUUGCAAAAUUCUAAAUGUCAAGCCCUCAAUAUCAACUCUUCUACCUUCACAAAGCUCGAUCAACAUACAGAUAACACACACAGACAUGCUCUGUAGGACGGUCUCCAGCCAGACCGCUCAGUAAAAUGACUUGAACAUCAGCUGGUACAAGGAAAGUAUUCUACCUUCACACACAAAAAGUUUAAAAAAAAAAAAGACUAUUGAACUAAAAACAGUCAACUGUUUACGUAUAAUGUUAAAUUCAGGAGUUCAGUGUUUUAUUAAUAUAUCCUGUUUUGAAACCUCUUGUUCAAAAAACAAAAUGUUUUGAGCAAUCAACCAAAAUUGUUCAUUUUCUUUUUCUGUAGAUGUUUGACAGAUUUGCAGGGCUCACAGCUCACUGUGCUAGUAUGUGAAAAAGUGUUGUUUACACAAGGCAAAGAGAAACAUGAUAUUCAGACACUUGCCAAAUAGAAUAAUUAUAGCACAAAUACUGUAAAGGUGCCUGGCACCACAACUUGAGAAAGUGUUAAAAAAAUAAAAUUUAAAAAGUGUUACAAGGUUAAAAAAAAACCAUCUUUGCUAAUUUUUAGUCCUGUUGAACAGUCAUGGAAUUGUUAAUAUGACUUAUAUAGAUCCACACAGGUUUUAUUUUUAUGUCUUUAAAAUAAAAGUCCAAAAUAUUUAAAUUUUAUGGUCAAAUAUGCAGUCAACAGCUGCUACUCUUUUCUUUAUAUAUUAAAUUUCUCAUAUGUCUUUUAUUGUUCUGAUAAACCUAAGCUUGUGUGACCUCCAGUGCAUAUUAGACCAUUCACUGUAUGAAAGAAAACAUGUUGAAUCAAUUUGUGCGUUUUUAAUAAAAAUAGAAAAUCUGAUGUUUAGAUAAUUGGUUUGUUAUUUGAUGUUUUAACACUAGUUUACCCCCUUUUGAAACCAGGAGGAAAAGAGGUAGGGUUAUCUCUCUACCUGGGCUUUUAGCUGAACCUGGGCUUGCUA